Molecule: messenger RNA, 3626 nt
Organism: Cherax quadricarinatus
Lineage: Eukaryota; Metazoa; Arthropoda; Malacostraca; Decapoda; Parastacidae
Gene: barr
Product: non-SMC condensin I complex subunit H
Biological process (GO): mitotic chromosome condensation
Cellular component (GO): condensin complex
Molecular function (GO): chromatin binding
Source: RefSeq, a predicted model, not a curated record
UGGAUAUUAGUGGUGAUGGGAGAAGAGGGCGGGGCGGCGAGAGAGGUGGUAAUAAAGGCGUGGAAGGCCUUAAUAACGAGUGAGGAGCCAUUAUACCGAGGUCUGAGGCCAAACAACUCCCACACUUGUUUGUUUUGGUUUGACAAUUCGCCCGCGCAAACUGGGAAUAAAUUCAAUUUUGCCAUCUAAAUCUGUAUGUAUUGGAAAUUCCUGGUAAUAAUUAAGUGGCCAGCGUGUGAGCAUUUAUUCACACCAGGUUACAAACACACUCGUCUUGAUUUAUUGUAGAAAUCAAGUUUCUUCCAGGAGUCGUGUGCAGAAGGAACAUGUAAAUCCUGAAGGACAAGAAAUACGAUAUCUUCACUGGUGGCGUGUCCCAACUUGGGCAUGCCAAGAUGCCGCGCAAUAGACAGUCUUCUUUGGGGUUCACCCUGUCUCCAACUAAGCGGCAUAGUGUUCUAUCCACCCACCACCCUGACACUGUCCGUUCCAGGAGGGAUUCUGUUCAUGAUGUCUCCAUGACAUCUGAUCAAGUUUUUCUUGAAGUACCAGAAAACAAUGAUGAGCGGGAGAAAAAAGAACGGCAGUUAAAUCGUCUGCAGCAGCAGUUACAGGCGAGGCAGUUUUCAUCCCCCAGCAUAGUGCAGUCAGAUAAACGCAAGUCCCUCAGUGCUGUUGCUGGACUCACUAACCAGCAACUCACAGAGCAUUAUGCAAAAUGCAUUCAGCUCUCAGCUGAAAAUAAAAUCAGCGUAAAAAAUGCAUUUAAUUUGCAGCUCAUUGACUAUAUGUCUGAAAUGCUUCGAAGAAAAGAUUCUGAUAUGAACAACUUUCAGGUUGCUAGCUGUACCUUAGAUGCAAGCACAAAGAUUUAUGCUUAUCGUGUCGACAGCGUUCACACAGACACUCUGAAAAUGGCAGGUGGCUUAGGGCGCACUCAUGAAAAAGAAAAAAGUGGAGAUAAUGAUGUCCAUAUAGAGGAAGGAGUUGAAGGGGAAAAAAAGAAACGGAAGGUUAAAAAAAAAGCUGUUGUGGAAACAAACUUGAAGAAUAUCAACGUUGCCAAAUUUGACCUAGAAUACGAUGUGGAUCCUUUAUUUAAGAAGACAUCGUCACAGUUUGAUGAGGGCCGUUCUGGUAGUGGACAGUUUCUCAAUUCUCUUCAGCUACAGGAUGAUUCUUGUUUCUUGAUGCUAGAUUCUGAGACAGUUCUGAUGGAUAUGUUGGGAGAGAAAAUAUCUGCAAAGAUAGAAAAGAUAUGCAUACCAGCACCAGGAGAUUUGAAUCAGAAGUUGAUUUGUCCAACAUUUGCAUCAUUUGAGUUUACAACUUGGAAGUUAGGGGAUGACGAUUCCUUCUGUGAGUCAACGAAAAUGAUGCAUGACAAAGAUGAUACAUUAAGAAGUGACAAACACCGAUUUGAUGUUAAUGCUGUACCAGUUGAUGAUUUUGAUGCAGAUGAUUAUUAUGGUACAGAUCACAUAGGAGAUGAGGAUGAAUGCCCUGUGGAUGGUACUGUGGUCACCAUUGGACAUGAGGGAUGCCAGAGGGCUCCCCCACCACUCAUGGAAGCUGUGCAUCUUAAGGACCAUCUGGCACAGAACCCUUCAGAGUACUCCUACUUUGACAGCCACCUGUUGUCUGCCUGGGCUGGGCCGGGACAUUGGAGAAUGCGACCAUUAUCUAAAGCAAUGAAAUCCAUCAGCAGUAACAAAACAGAUGAUGGUAAAAAGAAGAAAAGGGAAUUUAUCAGUCUGAUAUAUGAAGAAGAGGAUCCAGAGAUAGAGAAGUUAUUCGCAGUGACCCGGAAAGCAACCAAACUAACAAAUUUAACUUUAAGACAGUGGAACAAAGAAAAAACCACUUUACCCAUUGACCUCCACUAUGAAUCAAGAAAUUUUACCAAGUUGUUUGGGCGUCCAGCAAUUGUGAUACAACGGCAGAAAAAGGCAGCUGCCGUGGAUGAUAGCAUUAAUGAAUAUGAUUAUGAUAAUCAGAACGACAGAGAUAAUUACUGUGCUGAGGUGGAUGAUGGAGGAAGUGCUUACGAAGAUAACUCUGUACGGGGCUAUGAUAUGACUGAAAUAUUCAGUCAGACUGUAGUAGGCUCACAACCGCUCAAUGGAGAGGACCCGGAAAAUAAAGCUUCAGACUUCUUGGAAAACUUAGUAGCUGCUCCUAAUAAGGUGGCAAAAAUUAGUAUUAAUUAUGCUCGGACUGCAAAGAAAAUUGACAUGAAAAAGCUGAAGUCAACAAUGUGGUCUUUGCUUGCUGUUUCAAGUAAUAACAAAGAAAAUGAGCAACUGUUAGAGAACCACAGUGAUAACCUGCCAGCUUGUCAGGUCAAAAUGGACAUCAAUGAAAGAAUAGAAUUCUCAAGUUUGUACAAGAAGUUAGCCCCAAAAUUAUCUUCAAAGAUGCAAGAGAACCUCUCAGUACCACUGGCCUUCAUUGCACUUCUUCACCUUGCUAAUGAACACAGUUUGAAGAUUUGUAAUAGAGAAGACAUGUUAGACUUCAUCAUCAUGCAAGGAUAAUAAUCAGGCUUUAUUGUUUAUAAUUGAUGUCAUUGGUAACUAAUAAUGCAUCGUACGCACCACUUGUACCUGAUAAUUCUAGGCAGUCUAAGGUGUAACCCUUAAAUCUAAGUGUUUUAUAUAUGAAAGAAAAUAGAAGUUUUGUGCAGAAUGCUUUAAAGCUAAUGUAUCUGAAAAGUUCUUAUCCUCAUCCUUUGUAUAACUUUCUGCCUAUAGCUGUUUUCAACAACAAAAUUAAAUUUUAGUUGUUCACUUCAUUAUCUUCGUUUAAACAAAAUUGUAUAUAUAUAUAUAUAUAUAUAUAUAUACUUUUAUAAAUGUAUUUUUCUUUUACUCUAGGCUGCUGUUUGAGGAAUUUACAAAAUACAUAUUUGAAUUAUAUUUAAAUAUGCUUUGUGAAAAUGAAUAAUAUUUUAUUUAUCAUAAAGCCAAGACUAAGGUGGUAUAUUGCUCACCAAAAAGAAAAAAAAAUUGGUGUGAUUGUUACCUAUUCUCUGAUUUCAUUCACAUUACAGACUACUCUCCAUUUUCACAACCCCCUCCAUUUUUUAGCCUAGCAUUUUAUUUCUUCUACAUGAAAUGAAAAAAAUGUAAUCACUGUAGUUGGAAAUAAAACACUUGUGAAUAUUUAUGAGCACAUAAUAAGAGGAAAUGGUAAUUUUUAGUGUGUAAAGAGACCUGAGAGUGCAACAAGUGUUUUCCAGCAGUUGUGAUUACUUUUUAAGACUUCUGUUACACUUGUACAUUAUGCUUAAUUCUUUAAUUGUCAUGAGAGAGGGAGGGAUCAGAGUCAUUUUUCCAGUGAUAUUAUUUUGUAAUAGAAAUCGAUCUGUUAAUUAAUGCCUCUUGUUUUUAAACAUACCAUAUAUCAACUAAAAAUGUAUGCAAAUUUAUAAUGAAUUUAUAUAAAAAAUGAAGUACACUGACAUCACUGCAAAUGACCCUCUAAAGCUCAACAUCUCUAUCUGUUCUUCAGAGUGCAUUUUUUUUUUUUUAAUUUCUGCAUCCAAAAUUCAUGUUACCUCGUUUGCACUCCAACAGCAAGUUCUAUACCAACAACUACACUUUCUGACUAGUUCCAGUCUAAUA